Messenger RNA from Aspergillus wentii DTO 134E9, 1884 nucleotides. RefSeq names its product phosphotransferase family protein. NCBI's taxonomy places the organism in Eukaryota, Fungi, Ascomycota, Eurotiomycetes, Eurotiales, Aspergillaceae. The transcript has 3 exons. The record is from RefSeq and is a predicted model, not a curated record. Bases 231 to 1829 code for a protein of 532 amino acids. Gene Ontology annotation, cellular component: mitochondrion.
GAUGGAAAUGAGGAUGCGGAUAUUAAUAUCCUCGAAUCCAUCUUCUGGAAUUCCUCCUGACCGGGUUCCGGGAAUCGACACUAUCUCAUCCUGAUGCAUGUGAGGCCAUGUGGUUGUUCCGCUGGUCCGGAUGAAACAAUCAUUCCAUCACACCCACUCCUCAUAUCGAUACAUCAACAAUAGACACAACAGACACAAUAGACCAGACAAUAGCAUAGACAAUAGGCAGAAUGAAAGUCACCUCUCCCCUGCGCGUCUCUCUCUCCGCCCAUGGUAGACAGAUCUGCCCCCACCAGCUCUUCCAGUACAACAAUGGCCGCUUCAUCGUCAACGAGGAAUACGAGCUCGCCAAACGUUAUUCCCCAUUCGAUCUCAAAGCCCUAUGCCGCCUCGUAUCCGACUUACCCCAAGUUGCAUCGCCGAUAAGAUCGAUAAACAAAAAGGAGGGCGGCUUCAACAAGGCCCUGCUGAUGAAGGCUGAGAAUGGGAAUACAGUCAUUGCCCGCAUUCCCUGUCGGAAUAUCGUCCCGCGAGAAUAUGGGACUGCGUCUGAGGUGGCUGUUCUGAAAUUUGUAAAAACACGCUCGUCCACCCCCGUCUCAGACGUCCUCGCCUUCUCCUCCAACCCCUCCAACCCCGUCGGAACGGAAUACAUUAUUCUCGACAAAUCGCCUGGCAUCCAACUCACCAAAGUAUGGGAUACUCUUUCCGAACCCGACCGGGUCAAACUCAUUCGUGAAUUCGCCCAGCUGGAGAGUAAACUCGCCAGUAUCGAAUUCCCCGCCUACGGGGCCCUGUAUAUGCGUGAUGCGUUGCCAAAUGCCCUGCGCUGUCCUGGGCGAACCAUCGAUGUAGACGAUAAAUAUGUCAUUGGGCCGCUGUAUCACGGUGCCUGGCCUGGUGGAUUCGCAGCUGAUCCGGAGGAUUAUGCCGAGUAUUCUGGUCCUUGGCGCAAUCUAUCCGACUUCGGCCACUCCCUGGCCCAACAAGGCAUCUUCCAGAUCAAAAACUUCAAAACCUCCUACGCAGGCCGAGGCCCCCAUCAUGGCUCGCCAUCCGCCCACAUCGACCUCCUGCACACCGUGAUGAAACUCAUGCCUGUCCUCUGCGCCUCGCCCACCCUCCGCCGCCACUCCCAGCCCGUCCUCACCCACCCCGACUUCCACCCGGGCAACAUCUUCGUCUCCCGCGACGACCCCACCAUCAUCAUGGGCGUCAUCGACUGGCAGUUCACCUGCAUCAUGCCGCGCUUCACCCAAGUCCGGUGGCCGCUCUUCCUCACCCCGCCGGAGGGAUACCAGACGGGCCUGAGUAGACCACAGCUGCGGAAGCGGUUCACGCGGGCGAACGGACAACGCGGGAAGCAGGACGCCGCGUUGCGCACGAAAUGCUACGAGGCGGCGCUGGUGAAGACGCAUCUCGAGUCGUAUCUAGCCCUGACGGAGCCGGACGUGGCGGUGCGGCAGCUCUUCACGCGGGCUCCGUUUACGUACCGCGAUGGGAUUCUACCGCUGCGGGAUACGCUGAUUAAGAUCUCGCAGCAGUGGGGGAAGUUAGGCGUGAGGGAGGAGUGUCCGUAUCGGUUUUCGCGGGAGGAGGUGAAGCAGCACGAGAGGGAGUAUGGUGAGUAUGUCGAGUGGUGUAAACUGCGGGAGCAUACGCAUCAGCUGCUGCAUUCGAAUGAUGGGGGGUGGGUGCCUCCGGAAGUGGAUUUCGAGGAGACGCAGAGGAAACACGAUAAGUUGUUUCGACACUUUCUCAAGACGAAAAUGAAACACAUGACGGAGCAGGAGGCGAGGAAGUUGUGGUUUUUCCGGGAGAGGGGGUGAUGUUUAAGCUUGUUUUAAUUUUAUCUAGUCGUUAUAUACAUCAGCCAUAGCAAUU